AAAACGUUAAACGGUAAUGCAAGCGCGUUCGAGCUCUGCUCAUCGUAAACAGUCUGGCGAUCGUUUAAAAUCUUGACAUUAUGUGGAUUUUAUUGAGAUUCAUAACUUUCUCGUUCAAAUGAAUGUCUGCAAAGAAGAAGAGAAUUUCAAAGCUUUUACGCGGGCUAUUAUCUUUUCUAAUGAAACACCCAAAAAUCUCUAUUUUCAUAGCUGUUUUAAGUUUCGUCUGGUUAUUCACAUGGCUUUUUAAAAGAGGUAACUGUCUUUAUCAUCCAAGGCCCAUCUAUCCUUUGUUUCAUGCUGGCAGUCCAGUUGUGGACAUUCACAAUGGCUCAGUGGAUGUAUUACAAUUUCACAUCAAAAAAUCAAGUGUUUCAUUUGUUAUGUACUAUGCACAUUGGUGUGCUCAAUCUAAGAAAGCGGUAUAUGAAUUUCAUCGUACAUCAAAAAUUUUCAAAGGACAGGUCUCCUUUUUUGCCAUUAAUUGUUGGGCAGGUCCCUGCAGAAAAAGUGAUUUCCCUCAAUCUUAUCCACUGUUGAUUUUGUUUCAUACCAAUUAUGAACCCUUGCAAUUUAAAGGAAAACAAAAAUAUAAAGAACUGGUUAACUUUGUAUCAAAAGCAUUAAGACCUAUAACAUUUAUCUCCUCUCAUGAUAUCUUGGUGGAAUUUACAAACAGGGCAGUGCCCUUUCUUGUUUUCUUCAUGAACUCCAUCAAUUAUUUUGACCAAAAUUAUGAUGAAUUCUUUGGAGCAGCUCUACAUUCUUUAAGCAAAGGAUCUUAUUUGGAGUUUGCUAUAGUGACGUCACGAUUUAUUGCUGACGUGAUUAACCUCAAGGCGUUCGGAGAAGUCAUUUUGCUAAAUCCUUUGAAAGCAGGAAAAGUUUUUCCUUACGGACUUAACUACAAUUGGACAUCGUUGUUGCAGUGGGCUAAUCAAAAUAUAGUUGCGGUCGUUAGUAAACUUGAUCCAGACAUUAUGGAAGCUGAUCAAUUUGGCAAAAUUUUAAAGCGUCAUUCUUCGCUCAUUUUAUUUCUUCCUUUGAAUGACGAAAAUAUGAACUCAACACUUCUCCACACGUAUCGUCAAGUUGCCAUGAGUUAUCACAAUUGUUCCUGUUCUCCUGAACCUAGCACGACGUCCUCCGAGAAAAAGCAUUACCAUUCUCUAAUUUCAGUUGACAGUGGCUACCGUGACUUUUUCACUACGUGUCAGUCACUUCCGCUACGUCAUCGACAUGGAAUACGAAAUGCCUGCGUCUUGUGUAAAGAGUGCCACAGAGCGUGUUCUUUUCUCGAUUCUUCGUUCCCUCUUUUUGCUUCGCGUGAUAUUUCGUUGCCACGCAAUAGUUGUUGCAGUUUACGAAGAAAUUCUUAUCAACUAAAGAAUUCUUUCAGUGUUUGUUGUUUCGAUGAUGAAAUGCGUAGGGUCGGUAAACGGUUCAACGUUGAGAUUAUCACAACGGACAAAGAUGCAUCUUUUGAAGAAAACAAAGAGGAGUAUGCACAAUCGCUAGAAGACAGGUCGGCCACCAUGAAGGAGGAAAGAAAGUCUUCAACUAAUUUCAGAAAGAGUUCCAUAAACUUUAUGUUUACACCAAAGAUUUCUGAUGUUGAAAUAUCACUUCCUGACAUGAGCAACAUCCAAAAUCAAAGCAUUCGCACUGUGUCAUUGCCCAAUUAUGAUAGCAGUUAUUACCCCCCGGAAUAUGGUACAUGUGAACAUCCGGGUAUAGUGAGGGAAUUCGCUGGAGCAUAUUGCUAUAGCAAUAAUUCGGUGACGUUCUAUUACAUGGACUCGCGAAAAUUUUGGAAAUUUGCUGUCGCACUUGGUGUAAAGCAAAAUAUAACGCCUCGAACUGCUUUAGUCCUGUUGGACUUUGCUAACGAAGCUCAAUACGUUCACGAAGAAGGAACGCCUUUGAGCAAUGCCUCAAUUGUAAAUUUUCUGAUGCUGUUCAAACUUGGUAAUCUUACUCGAAGACUGCGUUCUGCUGUCGUUCCUAAACAAUCCUGCUCUCAAAGCAGCUCUUGCAUCUGGGAAGUUGUAACGACAACUUUCGAUGAUCUAGUUCUACACAAUAACCAGAAUGUGUUUCUAAUGUUCUACACGCCAUGGUGCGGAUUUUGUAAAUCAGUAAAGCCUGUUAUGAAACAACUUGCUGAUCAUUAUAAAAAUUCUCCUGACAUAAGAAUCGCAAGGAUAAAUGGCGAUUUAAAUGAUCUACCGUGGGAAUACAACGUCGACUCAUAUCCAUCGUUUAUUUUCUUUCCCGCUCGGAGGAAAACAGAAUCAGUGAAAUUUCCUCAGAUGGGAGAUCGAACCUUCGAAAAAUUUGUGAGGUUUGUGGAAGCACAUAAAACAAAUCCCGUGACUAAGGACAGCGAUUGUUUUAAUGCUCAAGUAAGCCUAAAUUAUUUGAAAAGAAAUUUAAAUUCUAUUAAGAUAGAAAAUCUUAACUUGAGAAGACGCUUAAAACGUGAAAUACUCACGAGAAAAAUCGCGGAAAAGGGGGGAUCGAAUGUCGAACGUCUUUUAAACAAGAAAAACAAAAUGCUAUCGGAUUCAGAGGCCAAACUAAUGAACCUAUAGGCCGAAAAUAGAAAACUGUUGCAACAAGUUUUAGCUGCGAAACGUCAUCUUCGUAAAUAUCGUAGAAUGGCCGAGAUGACCCUAGCAGAGUUAAAACAAAGGAACUGGGAACUACAUUCAACCAUACUUAGUUUAGAGGAAGCGAAUUCCAAACUAGUCGACGAUUCCGAUAAAUCCUCCAAACACGAGUAACCUUGCAUAUCUGUAGUAUCCUAUAAAGUACGCGAGCUUUUGUAAUAGAGUAGUUACGUUUCUUAAUUUAUUGGAAAUCGAUGAUUAUAAUCGCUGUCGGCGGGAUAAUCAGCAAAACCGACCAUCGAUUAUUAUUACAUUGCCGAAUCUUCACGUGACCUUCUUUUAACACGUGCACGAUUUAGUCCUCAUAACAAUUCUUAACUUUCUGCCAACUAAAAACAACAUAGUUUAACUGGUAAGGUCUUAUUGGUUUACGGACUCGAGCGAGGGUCAUGAUGAAUUAUUUAAAUUCUAUAAAUUUUGCAGUAAACAACUUGCUUUCCACAUCGUAACAGCAAGUUUUGGUUAUCGUUACUUUUACAAACCGAACACUCAACCCUCUUUCUAUCACUAUGCAAAUAUUGAAGUCGGUCUAUUCCCAAACGCCUCUUAGAACUUCGUGAAGUUUUUAUGCAAUAAACAUAAAAAGCCAGAAAUUGUACAAAUUUCCGAAAGCCAGCAACACCGUCAUAAAGCGCAAAUAUUAUAUACACGGUGCUUCCACUUUUUAUUAUUGUUGUCUGAAACCGCUGACCAUGCCAAUAGAAAGACAAUCGCCCGGCAAGCGAUUGUAUAUAGAGAAGCCGAUUACUCGGUUUUAUCUAUUAUUGGCUCAAUUCUACUCUAAUUAUUCAAAUUUGUUCCAGUUAUUAUAGAUAAUAAAAUAGUUUUAUUACAAUUACGUAUAAACAUGCAACAAAGACGGAGUACCCGGUGUACAUAGAAAGAUAUUUAGUUCUUACAAUGACCGAGUUGCUCGGUGUACAUAGAAAAUAUGUAUUCUAGUUAUUUGGUAAAAGAAUUUUUUAAUUUUAAGUUAUAUAACACUAAA
Messenger RNA from Xenia sp. Carnegie-2017, 3660 nucleotides. RefSeq names its product thioredoxin domain-containing protein 11-like. The record is from RefSeq and is a predicted model, not a curated record. NCBI's taxonomy places the organism in Eukaryota, Metazoa, Cnidaria, Anthozoa, Malacalcyonacea, Xeniidae. The coding region runs from base 123 to 2594 and encodes 823 amino acids. The transcript has 14 exons.